This is a messenger RNA of Cucurbita moschata (crookneck pumpkin), 1504 nucleotides long. Its product is annotated as steroid 5-alpha-reductase DET2. The transcript is spliced from 5 exons. Gene Ontology annotation, biological process: brassinosteroid biosynthetic process. The record is from RefSeq and is a predicted model, not a curated record. Lineage: Eukaryota; Viridiplantae; Streptophyta; Magnoliopsida; Cucurbitales; Cucurbitaceae. Gene Ontology annotation, cellular component: membrane. Gene Ontology annotation, molecular function: 3-oxo-5-alpha-steroid 4-dehydrogenase activity. Bases 203 to 982 code for a protein of 259 amino acids.
GAUCUUCUUUUCAGCUUUCUCCAGCCAUAGGCAUAGCCAGAGCCAUGGACUUUAAUGAGUAGGGAGGGUGGCUUGGCUAUAAGGUUCCAGAGGCGUCGUUUUCUGUGAAAGUUUCUUUCGGCAUGUACAUACAAACUAAAAUGGGGCCAUAGUACAAAUUUGAAUCAAACCCACAACCAGAUUCCUCCAACCCAUCACACUAAUGGCUUCGGACCAGACUCUGUUCCACAACAGCCUUCUCGCCCUGUACCUCAUCGGACCACCGACCGCCGUCUCCCUGAGGUUUCUUCAGGCGCCCUACGGGAAGCACAACCGCCCGGGGUGGGGCCCGACCAUGUCGGUUCCGUUGGCGUGGUUCCUCAUGGAAAGUCCCACCCUAUGGCUGACUCUCCUACUCUUCCCCUCCGGUGAUAACUCCUCCAACUACAAGUCUCUCCUUCUCAUCUCCCUCUUCCUCCUCCACUAUCUCAAUCGCACCUGUCUCUACCCGAUUCGCCUUCUCCGGAGUGGGACUCGACGGAAUUCCGCCACCGGUUUCCCGGUGGUUAUGGCGCUCAUGGCAUUCGUGUUCAAUUUGCUCAACUCUUACCUGCAGACCAGAUCUGUGUCUCACUACAUGGAUUACGACAGAGACGAGUGGUUUUGGUGGCGGUUUUUCGGUGGGGCGGUGGUUUUUCUGCUGGGGAUGGCAGUGAAUAUUUGGUCGGAUGGUGUUCUGGUAAAAUUGAAGAUGGCGGGCGGCGGAUAUAAGGUGCCGACGGGAGGGUGGUUUGAGUUGGUGAGUUGCCCUAAUUAUUUGGGAGAGAUUGCGGAGUGGCUGGGCUGGGCGGUGAUGUGCGGGUCAUGGGCUGGGCUAGGGUUUUUUCUUUACACGUGUGCCAAUUUAGUGCCCAGGGCACGUGCGAACCACACGUGGUACUUGAACAAGUUCGGGGAGGAUUAUCCCCGAGAUAGGAAGGCCGUUAUUCCCUUCCUGUAUUAAGUGUCUGUAUCAAAAAUUAAAAUUAAUAAAUAAUCUUAAAUUCUCUUAUUUUAAUUGAUUAAAAAAAAUGAAAAUUAUUUAUAUUUAAAGAAAUGGAUGAAAUUGUAUUGGAACUUAGUUUUGCCGGGCAGCGCCUCCCUCUUCGUAGCUUGCUUCUUUUCCAUGGAUAUUAUGGCGGAGAAACCUCAAAAUGUGGCGAUUCUCGAGCAAUUGCGACUAGGAAUUGCUCGAUUUGAGCUCGUAUCUUCGCCUGUAAAUUCAAUUUCACCUUCCAACUCAGUCGCUCCUUCUUUCCCUUUUUCUAUGAAUCGCGGCCGCCCACUCUUUGCUAAAAUUGGACCCAUGCUGCGCGCUGAAUCGCCUGCAUUGAGGAAAGCUGAGCACUACAAAGUCCAGAAAGUUACUGGAGAUGGACGCUGCCUAUUCCGUGCGCUUGCCAAAGGAAUGGCUUUCAACAAGGGGAUUCCUCUUCGUCCAUUUGAGGAGAAAAAUGAUGCAGAUGAUUUACGCAUGGCUGUGAAA